Messenger RNA from Danaus chrysippus (African queen), 567 nucleotides. NCBI's taxonomy places the organism in Eukaryota, Metazoa, Arthropoda, Insecta, Lepidoptera, Nymphalidae. The record is from the annotation of a GenBank genome assembly.
AUGAGUCCAAAAGUGAUACUACUGUUUAGUGGUAAAAGAAAGUGCGGCAAGGAUUAUUUGACAGAUCAUUUAAAAGAGAAGCUUGAUGAUUUAUGUGAAGUUAUCAAAAUAUCUCAACCUAUUAAGAGUCAUUGGGCCAAGGAGAAAAACUUAAGUCUGAAAGACUUACUGAGUGAUGGUGAAUACAAAGAGUUGUUUAGAUUAGAAUUGAUCAAAUGGAGUGAAGAGAUGAGAGAUAAGGAUUAUGGAUAUUUUUGUAGAGCUGCCUGUCAAAAUGCUGCCGAUAAACCAGUUUGGAUUGUGAGUGACAUAAGACGGAAAACAGACAUCAAAUGGUUUAAAGAAACAUAUGGAGAUUGCAGUUCCUUGAAGACAAUUAGAUUGACGGCAGACUUGGAGACGAGGGAACAAAGGGGUUAUAAAUUUGCCGCAGGUAUUGAUGAUGCAACAUCGGAGUGUGAUUUAGAUGAUUUUAAUGAAUGGGACCUUGUUAUAAACAAUGGCAAGUUAAGAGAUACAUUAGAACAACAGUUGAAUAGUAUUAUGACAUUGUUGCCAACCUUAUAA